UCCCAUGGUGACCAGAUGUUACAUAAUAACAGUGGGUACCUAGUAUAGCUGAGCCAUUAGAGAAUGAGAGAUAAGGGAACAGACGGAGCCGAUAAAAAGCAAGUAUUUCCCCACCAGUUUGGAUCUGGGAAACACUUUGCGGUUCAAAUGUUUUUUAAAGGGGUGAAGCCUGCUAAAGUGCAUAGCACACGUAAUUUUAUUGUCUUGAUGCAUGCUCAAUUAUCCAAGUAAGAAAGCCCCCAAAAGUUGAUUCUGUUCAGCUGGAUGUAACUCAUCCAAGUGACUUCUUCAGUCACGCUAUGUCCAGAUGAACAGAAUCAACUUUUUGGGACAUAACUUUAUUAUUAUUCUGUGUCCCAGGCAUAGCUUUCUGUUCACUAUGCAGUGCAGUUAUGCCACUCAGCUUGAUAUCCAAUCCCUGCUUUGCUAUGUGCUGCAAACUCAGCCUGCCUUCUUAAAAAACUGGGGGAAAAUGAGACUAUAUUAAAUGUAGCAAGGUCGUUGGAAACAUUGUGAUGGUAUUAUAAAGUAAAUGAAUUCCAUUAGACUUUGGUCCUUCCUUUAUCACAUGAUGGCACUUAAAACAAAUAGUAUGUGAUUGGUCUGCAAGCCCUGAAGGGGCCAUGUUCCCGUGGUGGAUGUCACUGAAUAUAUUUAAUGUUAGCUGUGCAUAGCAAUUUCUUGAGUGCUGAAACAGCUUUAUUUUGAUGUUAAAGCUUUGUCAGUGGUUUACUAAGCGAGUUUUCAUGUCUUUAGCAUUUUUCAAUGCAUGUCUAUUAGAAAAGUUGCAAGCUGGCAACACGUUAUUGCCCUAUGUAUGGUUAGAGCGACUCCAAUUCCUCCAACACUUAUCAACUGUCAGAUAUAUCCUCACUUUAUCUUCCAGAGGGUUUUCAUUUAAGUUUAUCCGAACUACUGAUCUAUUAAUACAGAUAUGUAUGCAAUAUAAACUCCCCAAAGCUGUCAGAACUCAAGAAAUUAAGGUAACUGAUUACCUUAAAUAUGGAUUUAAUUAUUUUGCACAAGUCUAAAGUCACCCCACAUUUGUUAUUUCUUUUGCUUCCAGACUUUUUUGCAAUUUUUGUGCUCUUGAAGAAUAGUUUUCUAGUCUUUCAACAUUUUUCUUUUGACAUUAGCUGCUUUUUCAUUCAUUUUCAGUCCUUUUUGUUCACUGAAGCCUCAUCAGAAAUGGUCUCAGUGGAAGGGUGGCUGUCAAGAAGCCAUUCUGAAGAAAGGGAAACAUGGAGGAGAGACUGUCAGAUUAUACAGGAACUGGACUGAAAAUCAGUUGCAACAGGUCUCAUAGAGUGAUUAAUCCAAAUGUGAAAUUUGUGGUUCAAGACAUCUUUGAUGUGUUAGGAUAGCGAGGGACAACACUGAGUGUCUUCGGUCAUCUUUAUGGCAUGGUGGGGGUUCUGUCUAAUUGGUAACAGCUUCAUUUUUCAGCAUGAUAAUGAUCCCAAAUGCUGCCAGUGCUGUAAAAGCAUAUCAGGAUAGAAAAACACACGCUGCAUCACAGUCAGACACAAUGGCCUCUGCAGAGCUUGCAGUGUGGGCUCUUCUUGACAGAGAACAGAACAAAACGACUUUCUUCUUUGAAUGUCCUUUAAGAAGCUUGGAGAACUAUAUCUGAAGGCUACUUAAAGAAAUAACAAGAAAGCUGCCUAAGAGAGCUCAGACUGUGUUGAAGAAUAGAAGCAAUCAUACCAAAUACUGAUUUUCAAUCUCUGCACCUAGUUUGUAUUUUCCAAAGAUAUAAAGAAAUUAGUGGUGGCUCAGGACUUUUGCACAGCACUGUACAUGCCUAAACGCAAUGAGAUGCAGUUAUCCGACUGGGUAACAGCUUUGCCUAAUAAAAGUUUUUACAUUUUAUUUAUUUAUUUGCUUUUUUCAUUAAGUUCCAUUCUUAUUUUUUCACAUAAUAAUUCUAAAAGUGCCCUCUAAGUAAAUGUUUGCCUGUUUUGAAAUGAACACAGAUUCAUUCUGAGCUAGUGUAACAACACCGGCCAAGGGAGAUGGUGUUGGGCAAGUGAAGUAGUAGUGGCAGCAGUCUAAAUUUAGUCGCCCUCUGCUUGUGAACUAAAUACCAAUGACAACAGACAAACUGACACCCACCCACCCACUCAUUCAGUCACUUACAGGCUGCAGCCCCCACUCGCUGCCCUCCCCAACACAAGCCUCAGUAACGGGGAGCGUGAGCGCCCACACGGGUCACACUACCCGGUCUGACCUCACCUUUCUUUCCCCGAGGAGACAGGCACAACUUGAGACAACCCCCUGAGGGUCCUUCAGGACAGGGCAGCCAUGUCACAGUUCUCCACCAUGACAACCAGAGAGAGGAAAAUGCAGGCAGCAGCAAUCUGCAGGGAGGUUCAAGCCCAAGAAGAUAUAGAAAUGGAUCUUGGAAAGAAAAUGAGUGUGCCUAAGGACAUUAUGCUGGAGGAGCUGUCUUUCGCCUCCAACCGGGGCUCCCGUCUCUUCAAAAUGCGUCAGAGACGAUCAGAAAAAUACACUUUUGAGAGCAUCCAGAACCAAAACAACACACAGCUCAAUAGCACUGCCAUCUUCCAAACUGAGACUGGGAAUACCACUGACAGCCACAGCGGCCAGAACAACGUAGGUGUUGACCAGCCACCGAAAGUGACAUGUGACACAACAACUAUGGAAGUGGUGCCAGAUCCCACCAGUAUUGCCCCGGGGUAUGGAGGUCCUCUGAAAGACAUCCCUCCGGAGAAGUUCAACAGCACAGCUGUGCCGAAGUCCUACCACUCACCCUGGGAGCAGGCCAUUAUCAAUGACCCUGCCUUGGCUGACACUCUCAUCACCCGCAUGCCAGAGCUGGCACCUCGACACGACCUGCCAGGGUACAAAAGCUUCAACAGGGUGGCAACCCCUUUCGGUGGUUUCAGCAAAGCACCCAGGCCUGCUCCUGUCAAGACCCUUCAGGUAGAAAUCCUCCCAGAGCUCCCGGAGCUCCAAGGGGACGCCCCGGUAAUUCGACCCUCCUUCAACAGAUCUGCUCUGGGGUGGGUGUCUACGGGUGGUCCAGUCCCCCUCCUUAAUGUUUCUAUCGAGAAUGCGCUCAUCCCUGAGUCAGAAGACCUUUGAACCCAUGUUGAAGUCACACAGAGAUGCUGUCUACUUCGUUGCUUAACCUGAGGUUGUUGUUUGUGGAGUGACGCUGGAGUCAGAACAGAGCAUCCUGUUGGGUGUUGCUGGUUCAAGUUAGCAUGUAUGUAGCACCCUUUGGUUUUUCCAGUGAUGUUAACAGUUGCACUGCAGGGAAUAAUUUAAAAAAUCACUGUGUACAUUAGACAGACACACUACUGAAAACUGUUGUAUAUUGAUUUUCAUAAACAGAUUUUAUCUCACAUUUUUGCUCAAUAAAGUGGCGUACAAUAAUCCAAAAUCCAA
This is a messenger RNA of Oreochromis aureus, 3414 nucleotides long. It is a transcript of the gene myoz2a, whose product is annotated as myozenin 2a. Gene Ontology annotation, molecular function: telethonin binding; actin binding; FATZ binding. The transcript is spliced from 6 exons. Gene Ontology annotation, cellular component: Z disc; actin cytoskeleton. The coding region runs from base 2305 to 3108 and encodes 267 amino acids. Lineage: Eukaryota; Metazoa; Chordata; Actinopteri; Cichliformes; Cichlidae. The record is from RefSeq and is a predicted model, not a curated record.